Gongylonema pulchrum is the source of this 591-nucleotide messenger RNA. NCBI's taxonomy places the organism in Eukaryota, Metazoa, Nematoda, Chromadorea, Rhabditida, Gongylonematidae. The record is from the annotation of a GenBank genome assembly.
GAAAGUAGAUUCACUCAUCCAUGUGAGGUCGGUGAGGGGAGUUUCGAACAACGGCGCUACUCAUAUGAACAUUUGGAAAGUCCCGGUGUCACCAAUCAGCCUUACGGUCCCAGUUUUGGUGGCAUGUAUAAGCAAAAUGCAGAUAAUCUCCCGGAGCGUUCAAUUGGCGGAACAGAUUUUGGCCGGACGGAUUCCUCAUGGAAUAAAAGCGAUCGGGAAACGAGCGGUUUUGCCCCAUGUGAGGAUCGAAUUUUUUUCAGAGGCCUUCUAAAUGGCAUGAAAUUACCAACUAAAGUUGCAGUGCCAGAUCCGCCCGGACCAAGCCGAAAACGUUUUGAAGAGGCAGCGCAGCAGUCAAAAGAAUACCGCUCGGGAGCUAGAAAUGAUGGCAGUUGGCAAAGUCAGCCGCAGUGGUCCGGUAAUCCUGACGGGUUUGAGCAACAGUGGACGUCACCAUAUGCGCCAGAGGGGCAGUGGAAUCAAGCUGGAAGAUCGGAGCUUCCAAAUAGAAAAUUCACACGUUUAUUUGCAGAUCAUUUAAUCGUUCCGAUACGAGGACGAGUUGGCAACCAAAUGUUCCCGCAAAUGUGA